AUGCUGCAAGUAAAAGCCAGCAGUCUCCUCGGAAAUCCAGACACAGCGGAGUCCACUUCCGCAAGCAACCUGUACCUCUUCCAGAAAAAUCUGAAUCCACCCAAAGAACACCCGACUCUGGCACAGGCACGGAAAGUUCUUCGCCCUUCGAAGCCCAAGGUCUCGAAUCCACGCGACCGUGGAACAGGGCGCUCGCCAGCGAAUAAUCCGCGGGGUCUCACUGGCUGGCAGCAAAAAAAGAUGGAUGUGGCUCCUGACGUGCCGAUUCCCGUGAAGCCGCCGUGUCUCAGCGACACUCCAGACUGCAGACUCCAGCGCCGUGACGAAUACAUCGUCCAUUACGGCAAAGCCGGCCGACUGACCCCAUGGAGAGAGGGCGAGAAAUUAUUGUCUAGCUCUUCUAAGAAGGAACGCGGCUGA
Molecule: messenger RNA, 420 nt
Organism: Aspergillus puulaauensis
Lineage: Eukaryota; Fungi; Ascomycota; Eurotiomycetes; Eurotiales; Aspergillaceae
Exons: 1
Coding region: 1-420 (139 amino acids)
Source: RefSeq, a predicted model, not a curated record